AUCACCACAACAACAACAACAACGUGACGUAUGUUGGACGCGCUGGAGCCAAACACCACGCGACAGGGACCGACAAGAUGGCGACCGCUGCAGAGCCGGAGGAGCUGCGGCCUGAAGGAGAGGCGGAAGCCGCCAUGCCCGGGGAGGGUCCCAUUUCUAAGCUCACCGUGGUCGCCAUGGUGAAAUGAAGCCAGUGUGAAACGUCGACUCACGCACACACGCACAGACUCAAACACAGACGGUCAGUUAUUGACUGACACAGCCGGCCCGCCAGCUCGGCAGGCAGGCGUGUGUAAUGGACCGGUGUAAGCAUGUGGGACGGCUCCGGCUGGCCCCGGACCACUCCAUCCUCAACCCACAGAAGUGGCACUGCGUGGACUGCAACACCAGCGAGUCCAUAUGGGCCUGCCUGGGCUGUGCACAUGUGGCGUGUGGGCGCUACAUCGAGGAACAUGCUCUGCAGCACUUCCAGCAGCAGCACCACCCGCUGGCCAUCGAGGUUAACGAACUUUACGUCUUUUGCUACUUGUGCGACGACUACGUCCUGAACGAUAACGCCACCGGAGACCUGAAGCUGCUGCGUAGUACGCUCAGCGCCAUCCAGAGCCAGCGCUAUGAGGUAACAACCCGCAGUGGACGCACCCUCCGCUCGGCCAGCGCCGCCCCCGAUGCCCUCAUGCCAUCCGGUGCCCGCGAGCUGCAGCUGAGGGACGAGGACAGAAUGUUUACGGCGCUGUGGCACCGCCGCAGGGCGCUCAUGGGACGUGUCUUCCGCCUCUGGUUUGCACUGACUGAGUGUGGAAAGAAGAGGGAGGAUGAAGAGAGAAAGAGGGAGGAAGAGGAGGAGCAGAAAAGGGAGGCAAGGGAGAGGAGGCGGGCUCUAAAGAGGCAGCUACAGGAGGAGUUAGAGAAUGCCCCUCUCAGGAAGAGCCGUCGUUUACGUCGGAAGAUCAAGAGGGUACCAGAUGCGGUGGUUGCAACGCCGUCUCGGAGGACGCGCAACAAGGCAAUAACCCCCGUGACCCCCACUCUCACCCGCAGGCCAAGGACUCAGAGCCCUGUCACCACUACACCCAGGAGAAGUGGGAGGACGAAAAAGGUGCAACCGACUCCCAAACCCCGGACUCGUUCUUCCACCGCCAAAUCUAGACCCAAAACCCCCUCAACGACCCCCCGUUCUGUCCAAACACCUGUUCCCCGCAAGCAGAGUACCAAACAGGGUGGCUCACCCUUCAAACGGCGUCCCACAGUCACUCCUGGAGUGACGGGCCUGAGGAAUUUGGGCAACACAUGUUAUAUGAACUCCAUCCUGCAGGUGCUGAGCCACCUGCACGUCUUCAGGGAGUGCUUCCUGCGCCUGGAUCUGACCCAGGCGCUGGAGCUACUGGCGUCUGCCGUCCACGGACAACUGGCGGGGAAGACCUCGUCCCAGUCCCCCCUGAUCCAAAGGAAGGGAUUCCAGGCCAGUUCUGGUUCUGGGGCCGGGCUGAGCGGCGGGGCCUCCCGGGCCCGCAGCAUGGAGCUGAUACAACCCAAAGAGCCCAGCUCCAAGCACAUCUCCCUCUGCCACGAGCUGCACACCUUGUUCCAGGUGAUGUGGUCGGGCAAGUGGGCGCUGGUGUCGCCGUUCGCCAUGCUCCACUCGGUGUGGCAGCUGAUCCCGGCGUUCCGGGGCUACGCCCAGCAGGACGCCCAGGAGUUCCUGUGCGAGCUGCUGGACAAAGUGCAGCACGAGCUGGAGAGCACCGGCAAGCACACGACCACCGCGGGGGUCCCACAGAAACGGCUCAUCAAGCAGGUGCUCAGUGUGGUCAACACCAUCUUUCACGGCCAGCUCCUCAGCCAGGUGACGUGCCUGGCCUGCGACCAUCGCUCCAACACUGUGGAGCCGUUCUGGGAUCUGUCUCUGGAGUUCCCUGAGCGGUAUCACAGCAACAGCAGGGAGUCGGCCGCUCAGGCCUCGUGCCAUCUGACGGAAAUGCUGGCCAAGUUUACGGAGACUGAAGCGCUGGAGGGAAACAUCUACGCCUGUGAGCAGUGCAACUCGGCUCGGCGGCGGUCCUCCUCCAAACCGGUCCUCCUGACUGAAGCGCAAAAACAGCUGAUGGUCCACAAACUGCCUCAGGUCCUUCGGCUUCACCUCAAACGCUUCAGGUGGUCGGGGCGGAACCACCGGGAGAAGAUCGGAGUCCACGUCAGCUUCGACCAGCUCCUCGACAUGGAGCCGUACUGCUGCCUGGAGCCCUCGCCCUGCUCGACGCCCUGCUCGGCUCCCAGCAGCCCCGGCGCCGGGGGCUCGCCGCGCCCCAAGCACUUCCUGUACGACCUCUCCGCCGUGGUGAUGCACCAUGGGAAGGGCUUCGGCUCCGGCCACUACACGUCCUACUGCUACAACACAGAAGGAGCCUUCUGGGUUCACUGUAAUGACUCUAAGCUGCAUGUGUGUUCGGUGGAGGAGGUCUGUCGUGCUCAGGCCUACAUCCUCUUCUACACACAGCGAGUAACUCAGGACAAAGACCGGCCGCUAUAGGACCACAAUACCCCUCAUCAUCAUCAUCCUCAGCGAGAAGAAAUCAGCACAGCGCCACUAUUUCUCUUUCUUUGGGCAUUUUAUAUCCUGGGAGGAAAAAUAUCUUUUUAGUCUAUUUUUUCUACAACAAAGAAG
Anoplopoma fimbria (sablefish) is the source of this 2665-nucleotide messenger RNA. RefSeq names its product ubiquitin specific peptidase 44 (gene usp44). The record is from RefSeq and is a predicted model, not a curated record. Gene Ontology annotation, biological process: protein deubiquitination. Gene Ontology annotation, cellular component: cytoplasm. The transcript has 6 exons. NCBI's taxonomy places the organism in Eukaryota, Metazoa, Chordata, Actinopteri, Perciformes, Anoplopomatidae. Gene Ontology annotation, molecular function: cysteine-type deubiquitinase activity; zinc ion binding. Bases 296 to 2530 code for a protein of 744 amino acids.